GAGGCGGUAUGCACAUUUCACGCUGUGUAGACCGCCAUCUAAAGUAAAGUAGAAGAAGAAAUCACGGAAGCACAUGGUAACCAGAGUGGAGAUGUGUCGAUACAUCUCAACUGGAUAUUUAUUACAGUUUUCUUUAGUGUUAAUCUCCAGAUAUCAGCACUGACGUUGAAACGUGUUGUUUAGUUAUCAUUUUAACAUCCAGUUUUGUUUGCUAACGUGUAGCAAACAAGUAAAAAUUCACCAUGGUUCGAGAAAAAAGGAAAAUAAAGAUGCCAAAGGCAAAGAAGACAGUGCGAUAUGAUGAAGAUGACCCUGAAGCCUACAAGAACAUGCCUGUCCCUGAUAAAAAAUCGUCACAGUACACGAAGGACAAAAUUGAUGAGUUUCACGAUGAUAAGAUUGCAAAACUUCUCGCCAGCGGUGUUCAAAUGGAGAGCGACGAGGAGGAGAUGGAUGAUGAGGAGGAAGUAAUGGCCCUGGAUGAUUCGGAGUCAGAGGAGGAGGAGGAGGAGGAGGAGGAGGGGACAGACAUGGAGAGUGAUCUAGAGGAGAAAAAAGAAGACGAUCUUCCUAAUGAAAUGGCAUGGGGCACCAAGAAGAAGAUGUUCUAUGACUCCGACUAUGUGACGACCAAGGGGAAAAAGCAAGACGAGCUGGAAGCUGAGGAACAAGAGGAAGAAGAAGAGGCUAUAAAUGUCCAAAAACGUUUAGCUGCAAAUCUGAGCGAGGAGGAUUAUGAUUUAAACUUCUUUCAGGAAUUUGCUGUGGAGGAAAAGGAUGAAGGCAAGACUGUGGAAAAAGAAGAGAGGAUUGUGAAAGACCUGAAGCAAAUGUCCCAAAAGGAAAAAAUGAAACUUUUGAAAAAGGAGUCACCAGAGCUGCUUGAACUUAUUCAGGACUUCAAGGCAAAGCUUAAUGAACUGAAGGAUGAGCUGCAGCCUCUUGUACAGAUGGUCAAGGAUGGAAAGAUCCCACCAGGAAAAGGUGCCGACUACCUCAAGACAAAACAGCAACUGUAUCUCAAUUACUGCACAAACAUCAGUUUCUACUUGGUGCUGAAAGCAAAACGAAUCCCCGCUCAUAACCAUCCUGUGAUUGAAAGACUGCUCACCUACAGAAAUCUCAUCAAUGAACUAAGUUCAGUAGAUGCUCGACUUGCACCUCAGUUUCGCAAGCUGCUAGCUGGGGAGGAGAACGAUAAGGCCAGCAGACCAGCAGAGGGCAAGAAGACCAGAGUCUCCAAGAAGAAGGAAACGGAUUCUGCAGAAACGAUGCCGGAGGUUGAGGAGGACUCAGACUCUGACCUGGACGAGGAAGCGGCUCUGCGUUUCUAUAGAGAGGUGGAGGAGCGGUCAAAAUUAAAGAGAAAGGGAAAUGACCCAGAAGUUGAAGAGUUGGAGCUGAAAGCAGAUGUGGAGCAAGAUCCAGAUGCUAAGAGACGAAUCACUUAUGAGAUGGCCAAGAACAAGGGCCUCACACCAAAGAGGAAGAAGAUUGACCGUAAUCCCAGAGUCAAGCACAGAGAGAAGUUCAGACGAGCCAAAAUCCGCAGAAAGGGCCAGGUGCGUGAUGUCCGUCGGGAGGAGACUAGAUACAGCGGAGAGCUGUCUGGUAUUCGUGCUGGUGUCAAGAAGAGCACCAAACUUAAGUAACCGAGAGAGAGUCCAGUACAUGCUGUGGAGCCAUGGGGUUGAAAAAAAGCCAAUGGACUGUACUUGUAAAUGUUUAUUAUAGGUGUGUAGUAAAGCAUGUCACUGAUUUAUUCAACUGUCAGUCUUUGAUGUAGAAAAGACAUCAACAUUAUUUUACUGUUCUAGAUUAUUACGCAAUGUGAAUAAACAUUUAAUAAACUUUCUAUAGCUUG
Molecule: messenger RNA, 1864 nt
Organism: Cottoperca gobio
Lineage: Eukaryota; Metazoa; Chordata; Actinopteri; Perciformes; Bovichtidae
Gene: utp3
Product: UTP3 small subunit processome component
Exons: 16
Coding region: 243-1652 (469 amino acids)
Biological process (GO): maturation of SSU-rRNA from tricistronic rRNA transcript (SSU-rRNA, 5.8S rRNA, LSU-rRNA)
Cellular component (GO): nucleolus; small-subunit processome
Source: RefSeq, a predicted model, not a curated record